Molecule: messenger RNA, 1758 nt
Organism: Mycena citricolor
Lineage: Eukaryota; Fungi; Basidiomycota; Agaricomycetes; Agaricales; Mycenaceae
Source: the annotation of a GenBank genome assembly
GGGAAUGCACAUUGUGCAUGGCAUACCGGCAUAUGACCAAGAUGGCAGACUCAUUGCACCAGAGGACUACAUGUCCAAACUGCAUGGUACGACUGUGAUGCUGACAAUGAACCGAUCUCACAUCGCCUUCCAAUCGAAGAAGGAAGAUUUGGUAUCUGCCGAUAUUGUCAAGAUGUGCAUAGUAGCUAACCAGUCUACUGCGCCGAGCCCCUUGAAGCGUGGGAAGCUGGCACUGCAUGACAGCAAAGGUGAAGAGGAGCAGAGCCCAACUAAGAAGAGGUGCUCAGUUUAUGGUGCCUGAUACGUAUUUGUCUACCGCCUGUAAAGUCCAAAAAAAAUUGGUUUGAUCUGUCUGAGAGGCAAGGCAUGUCUGCCGACGCAGUCGGCGCUUCCUAGUGGGAUCAGAUGGGAAGCAUGAUCAUCAUCAAUCGCAUCUGAUUUGCCAUUCUCAGCUUGUGAAACAAAAAGGUGCCGCGGCAGACCCCUAUCCAUGCCCAAUGGGUUCGCUAUUUAACGGAUUCUUCCUGGAAGAAUCUCUUCAGUCCAAAACAUGUCUCCUCAGACCCAUUUCCCGACCUCUGCGUCCUCGAAGGAGGCGGUGACCAAUAACCCAAUCAAGUCGUCUUUCCGAAAGACGUUCUCCACCAUCCGAGCCGCCUGCAGUCCCAAGAGAAAGUCGAAGGCUGGCAAUAGAUGUCCCAAAGUGAAACAAGCCCUACCCGAAGUCGUAGUCCCGAAUCUCCACCAGCCGCGAAGCAACUUGCGCCAUCCUCCCAGUCCCAGUCCCAGUCCCAAAGCGGCGUGUCGGCUGUGCCCAUCGCGAACAACCACCGGAAUAUCAGAGCUCCGAUCGCCCCGCAGCAGCUUCCCGAUCCCUCCCGCUGUCGACAGGCCGUGCGUUUCAGAGCUCGUGCAGCCUAUUGCGCCGUCGUAUGCGGACCUGGCCCCGCCUGUCUUCACCGUCCCGGAUUACACACAGGAAAAAGGAACCGAGGUACCACCAGCCGAGAGCAUCUCGCCUUAUUUCCAGCGGGCCGAGCUCUCGGGUGGUCUGGAAGACGCUCUGGACGAGCACGAGCGAAGAACAUCGACUUCCUCCGAGAGCACGGUCGCGGUUUUAAUUGUCGAUAGAUCCCGGUCUUCUGAUGCACUACAAGAUGAGACAGAGACCAAGCCCAAGCCCAAGGGCCCCAUAGCCUCCACCGUCACGAUCUCUUCCGAGUGUACCGUGACCGGUGGGCCUCUCGUCCGGGUCCCUGCCGAUACGACCAAACAGGGCUACGCGCAGCCAGGGUUUUGGCGCAAAGACGUGUAUGACGUUGCGCUGAGAUUGAUCAUGAGUUCGAGCGUCCUUUUCUUGCUUUGGGCAUGCUUGACAGCCCUGCAUGAGCCGCAGACCAAGGGAUCGAUGUGGGAGGCUAGCGAAGAAAGCACGAGGGAGCCGUCCAGUUCCCGUUCCCACCGCACGGCGUAUGCCAGCGAGGAAGCUUCCAAAGGGUCACUGCAUUGACGUGUGCGUACGUACAAGGCUGGAAAGGAUCUGUAGGCAGACGCGGAUUCCAAGGAUGUACACACCCCUCUGGAGCAUGGGAGCCAAUGAGAGCCUGAGUUCAGUCGACGAUUAUGCCAAUCAUUGAGAGCACCGCGCGGCGGCUCGGCGUCGCCGUCAAACUGUCGCUCGAGGGCAAAACUUCACUUUUUUGGCAAACGCCGAAAAAUAUCCAAACUUGGCACGAUCAUUUCGUCCUUUCAAGUUUC